This is a messenger RNA of Prosopis cineraria, 1270 nucleotides long. Its product is annotated as probable xyloglucan endotransglucosylase/hydrolase protein 33. Gene Ontology annotation, biological process: cell wall biogenesis; xyloglucan metabolic process. Lineage: Eukaryota; Viridiplantae; Streptophyta; Magnoliopsida; Fabales; Fabaceae. The transcript has 4 exons. The coding region runs from base 127 to 1092 and encodes 321 amino acids. Gene Ontology annotation, cellular component: cell wall; apoplast. The record is from RefSeq and is a predicted model, not a curated record. Gene Ontology annotation, molecular function: xyloglucan:xyloglucosyl transferase activity; hydrolase activity, hydrolyzing O-glycosyl compounds.
UACUAAGAAAGGAAUAGCCAGCUACUAAACAACUAAGCACAAGAUAACGAUCCUCUAAACCAGUCUCCGUAUAUAUAACCCAAAUCUGCCAUUCCUUUCUCUUCAUCUCUGUAUACAAUUCUAAAGAUGGAAUUUUUGCAGAAAAAAUUUCUAUUUUCAGCUCUAGUCUCUAUCCUCUGCUUUGCUGCUGAGGUUUCUUCACAUAACAGGUUUUAUACACCUCCAAGUCUCACGCCUUUGACUGGUUCUUUUCCUCGUGUUCCAAUUGAUCGUGCGUUUUCUAAGUCUUUUGGGGCCUCAAAUAUUCAGUAUCUCAUUAAUGGGUCCACGGCCACUUUGGCUCUUGACAAAACUUCAGGCUCUGGUUUGGUCUCACAAGGCAGAUACUACUAUGGAUUCUUCAGUGCAGCCAUCAAACUACCUGCUGGUCUAUCAUCUGGUGUUGUGGUAGCCUUCUAUUUGUCAAAUGCAGAUAAGUUCCCUCACAAUCAUGAUGAGAUAGACAUUGAGCUCCUGGGGCAUGACAAGAGAAAUGAUUGGGUUAUUCAAACCAAUAUGUAUGCCAAUGGAAGCGUCAGCACUGGAAGAGAGGAGAAGUUCUAUCUCUGGUUUGACCCCACAAAGCAGCACCAUUACUACAGCAUCUUAUGGAACAGCUAUCACACAGUGUUUUUGGUGGACAAUAUUCCAGUGAGAGAGUUCAUCCACAGCAAUUCAUAUCCUUCUAUAUACCCAGCAAAGCCAAUGUCAGUUUAUGCAACAAUAUGGGAUGGAUCAGAAUGGGCAACACAUGGAGGAAAAUACCCUGUGAAUUAUAAGUAUGCUCCAUUUGUUGUGUCUUUCACUGAAAUGGAAUUAAGUGGCUGCAUAGUCUCAGAUCCUUCAGAAACACCAUCAGCUUCUUCUACAUGCUCAAAGUCGUCGUCGCCUUCUUCAAGUCCUUCAAGCUCGGACCCUGUGAAUGGACCUGAGUUCUCUAAGCUGUCUCAGCAGCAGAUUGCAGCCAUGGAUUGGGCAAGAAGGAAACUCAUGUUUUACUCUUACUGUCAUGAUAAGCCCAGGUUCAAAGUCAUGCCUCCAGAAUGCCACUGAAGCAUACACACCUAUAUUAUCAUUUAACUUUAUAUAUAUAUGGAUUUUUUAACAAAGUAUACUUUUUCACCAACCCGGGGUGGGGCGGAAGGAAUAAUGUUGUGUGUUUGAUUAUUUGGCUCAAGGGUUGGAAAUUUGGAAUAAAGAUCACUAAAGUAAAAGAUCAAUUCAACGGAAA